Molecule: messenger RNA, 1294 nt
Organism: Drosophila bipectinata
Lineage: Eukaryota; Metazoa; Arthropoda; Insecta; Diptera; Drosophilidae
Gene: Ass
Product: argininosuccinate synthase
Biological process (GO): L-arginine biosynthetic process; urea cycle
Cellular component (GO): cytoplasm
Molecular function (GO): argininosuccinate synthase activity; ATP binding
Source: RefSeq, a predicted model, not a curated record
GAAACAUGGCGGGAGAAACUGUGAUCUUAGCCUACUCUGGAGGCCUGGAUACGAGCUGUAUCCUCAAGUGGUUGUUGGAUCAGAAGUAUGAUGUCAUCUGCGUUCUGGCUGAUGUGGGCCAAAAAGAGGACUUUGUCGCAGCAGAGAAAAAGGCUCUGAAAAUAGGAGCCAAAAAGGUAAUUGUAUCUGAUGUCAAGAAAACUUUCGUGGAGGACUACAUCUGGCCGGCUAUCCAGAUGGGUCUCGUUUACGAGGAGCGAUACCUAUUGGGCACUUCGCUAGCCCGGCCCUGCAUCAGUGUGGCUCUUAUGGAGGCAGCCAAUCAGUGUGGCGCCAAGUAUCUGGCUCACGGUGCCACAGGAAAAGGCAACGACCAGGUGCGCUUCGAGCUUUGUGCCUAUGCUCUUCAGCCGGACUUAAAAAUAAUAGCACCUUGGCGAAACGAGGAGUUCUGUCGCCGCUUUCAGGGCCGUCAGGACCUUAUCGCCUACGCCCAAAAGCACGGCAUCGAGGUGAGUGCCAAGCCGGCCACUCCCUGGAGCACCGACGCUAACAUUCUUCACAUCAGCUACGAGUCCGGGAUACUCGAGGAACCCAAUACCGUGGCGCCUAGCAGCCUGUACGAGAUGACCGUCGAUCCGCUGACCCAAGCACCAAGUCAACCCGCUCGUCUCUCCAUCGAGUUCCGCCAGGGGCUGCCCACCAGCGUUAAGAAUUUGUCCAACGGUCAGGUGUUUAGUCAGCCCCUGGAGAUUCUACGUUUCCUGAACAAACUGGGAGGUUCCUAUGGCAUCGGGCGGAUUGACAUUGUGGAAAAUCGGUAUGUGGGCCUAAAAUCCCGAGGAGUGUACGAGACGCCGGGUGGAAAUAUUCUUUUUACGGCCCACCAGGACCUAGAGGUAUUCGCUCUGGACCGGGAGGUGCUUCGCACAAAGCAAAUCCUAAGGGACCGCAUGGCUGACUAUGUGUACAAUGGAUUUUGGUUUAGUCCGGAGGCCAUUUAUGUUCGCAAGUGCAUUGAACUGGCGGAAGAGAGGGUGUCCGGGCAAGUGACCGUGGAAUUGGCUCCCGGCUACUGCCGCGCCAUCGCCCGAAAGGCUGCUGACGAGGUGGGUGCCUUGUACAAUGAGCAACUAGUCUCAAUGGAUGUCCAUGGGGGAUACGUGCCUCAGGACGCUGGUGGCUUCAUUGCCAUUAAUGCGGUGCGAAUUCGGGAGCAUGUUCGCGCAUUUGGGCCUUACCAAAUUCCUAAAAAGUCUAAAUAAAAUAAAAAUGAAAGAAUUUUAUAUAUCAA